Molecule: messenger RNA, 4025 nt
Organism: Engraulis encrasicolus (European anchovy)
Lineage: Eukaryota; Metazoa; Chordata; Actinopteri; Clupeiformes; Engraulidae
Exons: 2
Coding region: 277-3567 (1096 amino acids)
Biological process (GO): regulation of transcription by RNA polymerase II
Molecular function (GO): RNA polymerase II transcription regulatory region sequence-specific DNA binding; DNA-binding transcription factor activity, RNA polymerase II-specific
Source: RefSeq, a predicted model, not a curated record
CCCACAAUGCCUGCAAAACCAUAUCCCAUGUUUUUUUUCUGUUGGAUGUAGAUGGUGAGCUAACGUAAUUUAGAAUACGAGACAGAAGAAACACAUUGCAAGUCGGGGAAGCAGUAUCAAAACGAUUGAAGAGGAAGAUGGAGCUGUACACUCCAGUUCCGCCCUGUGGUUUAUUCCAUUGAACAUCAAGCAGAUUCUUGAAAACAUGACAAGAAAGUGAUUCCCGACUGCAUCUGUGGACUGUGUUGAGUGGUGACUCACAUCAUUGGACAAAACAUGGAUCCUGCAUUGAGUGAAAAGAUUCUCAGUACGCUGGCUGUCAUUGGGAAGCCGCCCGAAUUCGUCACAGCUCCCUCAGAGGCGAGUCGCAUCAACUGCACGAAAUGCCGCUACUCCACUAAGGACAGCGAUGCCUUUGAGCGGCACUGGGCUCAGCACGCAGGGGUGACCUUCACCUGUCUGAUCUGCGGCCACGUCUCCUACACCAAAGUGGAGUCUCAAAGGCACAAUGUGCAGCACUCCGGAACAUUCCCUUUCAAGUGCGGCUUUUGCAGCUACGGGGCAGUGAGGAGAGACUACGUGGCAAAGCAUAUACAGCGAGUGCAUUCCAAGUUUGUGCGAAAUCCCCGGUCUCAGAAUGUGGUUAUUAUGGGAGAUAGCGGCGCUGCACAGCCUGUUAAUACCUCUUCCAUCUUCCUACCCGUGGCACUGAAUCAGCCACAAGGAACCAAUCCAGCCCCAUCUAAUUACAAUUUUGGUGGGGAGUUGAAUAAAUCAGUAGGUACUGUGCCAAACCAAUACCAAACCAAUUCCUCAGUCCCACGUGUUAGAGUUACCGCACCUGCAGACAGUUUGUCAACACAUUUCAAUUCGACAAAGCCAUCAAGCCAGAUUACUAAUAUUAUACCGGUUAGGAUCCCCAACACAUCAAACCACACUAAUCUCAAAUAUGCUACUGCUUCAGGUUUGCUGGGUAUCGCUCCCAAACAGUCAGCAGCUAAUGUGGUGAAGCAGCCAGAGCGUAGAGCUCCUCCAAAUAUCUUAAGGAAAUCCCAGCAGAAACCAGCAGCUAGUGCUCCCCCUCCGGUUAACAACGGGUUUCCACCAGGGCAUCAGCAACCAGUAACUAUUACUGGUCAAGUCUAUGCAAACUUCCAGCGACGAACAGGUGUUGCUCCAAGUACACUCCGUAUUGUCUCCAGCCAGGCUAUGAACAGGGCUACUGCGGGUAGUGUGGCUUCAUUGAAUCCCAGAUCUUUCCAUGCACGUCCAAAUGCAUCACUGAAUACACAUCAGGGUUCAGUUGGAAUGGUGGCAAAGCCAUCGUAUUUCUACAGACAUCCAACAUCUGUUCCAUCAAACAGAAACGGAGUCCCUUCUACAGGUAGUCAGGCUCUUGCAGGUCAUUUCAACAAGGGUUUUGUUUCGGUAAAUCCCCCCUUGUUCAGACCAACUCCUGGUGCACCUCCCAAUCAGCCAGAGAAAAGGGUCAGUUUAUCUUCUGGAGUUGGUUCAGUAUAUGGUACAGCAAACAAAUUCGGCAACACAGUGGGUAACUCCCUUAACACCCAAAGUAGGGUUACGGGAAGCCAGAUGGGAAGUAAUCCUGCAUUGACUUCCCUGCUAUCCAGUGGCCCUUUAAGUACCUCUGGGAAUAGUCUAUCGCGUAAAACCAAUGAUAAGGGGUUACAAGCUCCAGUACAGGUGGAGCUGUUGGAACCACUCCACAAACAACCCAUUUAUGAACAAACCCUGACUGUGUCCUACCCAGAGAAAAUGAACAUACGCCCUGGUAGCCUGGUGGAGCUGGUGAAUGUAAAUAUGGUGAAUGGUACACAGGAGCUGCAGUUCAGGGUCCUGCCAGAGCAGUCUGUAGGAAGUUCCGAAAAGAAUGCUGCACCACCUACUGCUGCUGUAGGCACUGCUUUUAAGGAUGGCAUGCUCACAGUGGGCCAGGGUUUGUCAAGCGAUAAAAGGCUCAGCAAUACAGAGGCUUGUCCAAGGUCAAAGCCAAGCCCUGGCCAAGCUUUCCCUGUUUCAAACGCUGCAUUACCUCACAUGUCUUGUGUGCCCACCACCAAGAUCAAUACAUGCAGUGAAAAGAGUGUUGCGGUAAAAGAGGAACCAUCUGAAUAUGCCAGCAUGUUGGCAAAGGCAAAAGCAUACCAGUCGUCAGUAGCAUACCAGUCGUCAGUAGCCCCCGAAAGCCAACCCACUAGUCUCCCCACCAUUGGAGUCACAAUACGAAAAAAGGAAAACACUUAUUCGUCUACGUCUUUUGCUGUGCCCCGUCCUGCUACUGGCAGUCCCCAAAACUCUGAAUACUGUGACAUUGAAAUUGAAAGAGAGACCCUGCCAGUUAUCUCGUCUGUUUUCUCUUUGGGAGAUAAGGCACAGCAUGCAGGGCCUCAAGUUGAGAGAGGGCCGUCCACUGGCGAUAGUGCCAGGAGCCAUGGGAUGAGGACACCUGUUAAGGAUCAUGUAGAUCCCUUGUUGGUUCCUUGCGCCCUCACAGAGGAACUAGUUGAACUUUUUCAGACCGAAGGCGCUAAUGUCAAACCACCUGCUCAAAACGGGACUGUACACUUACCAGGGGGUAAAGCAAAUCAACCUCUGCAGACACCUACACUACAAGCACAGACAAAGAUCAACAAUGGACUAAACACUGUUCACCAGGGCUCCUCAAGUUCUCUCUCCUCUCCCAUGUUAGAGCCCACCGUACACAGACCAGCAGAGUCACAACCACCACCUCUGCGGUCACAAUGGUGUACUCCUGAACUUGAUGCCAAAGAGAGGACAAUCUGUGGUGUGCACAUCAGUGGUUUCAGUCCCCAGUCCUACAAGCAGCUCUUCACAAUGGUCCCAAGAGUGUGCUUAGCCAGGAUCUCAGAAGAGAAUCCGUCCAUCCACUGCCACAGCAUUCUCAAGCUUCGACUCAAAAGGAAAAGAUGUGAGACAGAGGAUGACAAGUCAGACAUUUUUGAGGCUCUUGCCCUACCACUGACUGAGGCAUGCAUGGAGCCGUUUGGUGGGUCAGACAGGAGUGAGAAGAAAGAUAGGUCCCCAGGCAAACGCAGGAAGCUCAGUGGCUCUGUGGACUGUUGUAAACCUGAGACUGAGGACGACCCGUCAGACAUUUUUGAGGCUCUUACCCUACCACUGACUGAGGCAAGCAUGGAGCAAUAUGGUGAGUCAGAUAGGAGUGAGAGGAAAGAUAGGUCCCCAGGCAAACGCAAGAAGCUCAGUGGCUCUGUGGACUGUUGUAGACUUUAUCUCACUCCAGUGAAAGAGGACCAGUCUGUGAAAUGGCCAGGCCCCAAUCAGCCAGUUGUUGUCCUCAACCACCCCCACCCGAGGUUGGGGGGAGAAAGGAGCCCACAGUCACCAGGCGAUGGUAGGGGAGUGGCUCCUCUGCGCAUUGUGGUCUUCAGAAACAGUCACAAAGUUGUUGUGACAGAACCUGUUAAGUCUCCGUCAUUGAAAAUGACGUUCACGAAAGUUGAGGGUGAGCAGUACCAAGUAACUGGGCUUUUGGCUGAAGGCAUCUCCAACAGUGUGGAUCUAUGAGUCUUAGAAGCUUAGCCUAACCCUUUUUAGGUGACAAGGCGGUUUCAUUUAUUCCAGAAUAAAAUGUAAAUGAAUGCCAAGUACUUAAAGUACUAAAUAAGUACUUUCUGUACUUAUUUAUUAUUUAGAAGUCUUGAACAUUUAACCCAUCUGUAGCAUACUGUAUCCCCUUUCAACGUUUAUUACUUUUAAUCUUUAUCUUUUUUUACUCUGCUGAAUAUCAGGCAAUUGUUAAACCACCCUAAAUCAAAAUGUCUUUUUACUGGUCACCAUGGGAUCUCUUUUGACAUUUAUUAUGUGGAAUUGUGUUGCUGUACUUUUGGUAAUUUAGUAAUGUCUUGCUAACCCCAAACGCCAACGUGAUGUGAAAUGUUUCUGCCUCGUCCUAAUAAUAUUACAUUUUUGUUCACAAAAAGCAAGUUUCCAAGUUUCAUAUCAUCAGUAUCUUCACUCUCUGC